UUAAUAUUAUUUAUCUGAGCCAAAUAAUUAUAUUAAGCAGUUUUUGUGUUCCGAAACAAACAACAAGAUGAAUCAAUCUCAGGAUGCUAGCUUCCAAGCUGGUCAGGCCAAGGGCCAAGCUCAGGAAAAGGCAGGCCAGAUGGUGGAUCAGGCUAGCAAUGCUGCUCAGUCUGCGAAGGAAUCAUCCCAAGAGGCUGGUCAGCAAAUGCAGGCAAAAGCAGAGGCAGCUGCUGAUGCUGUUAAGGACAAAGUUGGAGCAAACAAUUGAGAGAAUUUUAUUUAUUUAUUUAUUUAUUUAAUUUUGCAGUUGGUGCUGCCUAAAAUUUGUGUGUUUCCAAUUCCAAUUGUUGUUGCUCUUUACAAAGGGCUGCUUGCUUGCGUGCUUGCUUCCUGACUUUCCUUCUAUUAAGAAGGGACAGUUUUUGUGAUGUAGCAAUUAAACAAGGUUCCUUUUCUUGCAAUUUCUUUCUGUAUUAAUUGCUCUUUUCCCUUUA
Hevea brasiliensis (rubber tree) is the source of this 494-nucleotide messenger RNA. RefSeq names its product stress-induced protein KIN2-like. The transcript has 3 exons. The record is from RefSeq and is a predicted model, not a curated record. Lineage: Eukaryota; Viridiplantae; Streptophyta; Magnoliopsida; Malpighiales; Euphorbiaceae. Bases 68 to 268 code for a protein of 66 amino acids.